Mycena citricolor is the source of this 1400-nucleotide messenger RNA. The record is from the annotation of a GenBank genome assembly. Lineage: Eukaryota; Fungi; Basidiomycota; Agaricomycetes; Agaricales; Mycenaceae.
CAACAAACGACGCGUCUCGUGUCUCGACUCUCUCCAUCUCCGCUAUGAAUCAAGACGACUCCAUCAUAAUUCCGUUUUCUCUGGACGAAUACGGACCCAUUCAACCAAGUUCCCCCGAGUGGGAGUUACCGAAACGCAUGCGAUUCUGGGAUGGGCCCAUCCGCGCGUUUCUUCGAGAGCAGGGCUACACGAUGAAUGAGUUCUGCUCGCUGGAGGAUGAGGAACUCGAUUCGAUUGGAUGCUAUAUGUUCCCUGUGACGCCGUGUCCUACAGGGAAACCCCGGGAUCUCCGUUUCGCAUCUAUGGAACCGUCUCCCGCGGCAGCUUGGAGAGUCUUGUACGAGAAACCUUACUCAGAGUGCACCAGCGGCAAGCAUGUCUUUGCUCAAGAAACAGAGCAUCCAGAGAAUCAUGUCGCCAUCAAGCUCAUCCGGCAUGAGAGUCCGGAGCAUCAUAUCAUGAGGCUUUUGCAAGACGAAGCGAAAGGAGAGGCUACUCGCGGUCUGGUCCCCGUUCUCAAGCUUCUACCGUUUGGCGGUCAUUGGCUUGCGGUCAUGCCUCGGUGGGGCAGCACCGUCGACAGUCCAUGGCCCAAGACUAUCGGGCAAGUACUGGAUCGAUUCGAAGAUGCGCUUUCUGGCCUGGCUUAUCUCCAUGAGCGGAGAAUUGUUCACAGGGACAUCUCCAAGAUGAAUAUGCUGGUGAAUCACGUACCCUACAGCAACCAAUUUUGGGAGGAACUAUCAGAUCCAAUACGUCAGCGGAUGAGGGAGGAGAGGGAGCUGAAGCUGGGUUUGUUCGAUUACAAUCUCUCGCUUGUCUUUCCGAGAGACACUCCCCUGGCACUGGCUCGCUCGCGUAUCGAAGACUUUAACUUAGGCCGGUGGAAGUUCGACUUUGAUAUUGCGCAGGGCGAGUAUCAAUACAAUCCCUUUGCCGUUGAUGUUUUCUGCAUGGCGUAUUGCAUGGGUCAAGGAAUCCAGCAUCUGGCACCCAUCGCUCCGAUACUCGCACCGAUCAUUGACGGCAUGACACACUGGCAUGUGCCGUCCAGAUUGACUGCAGCAGAGGCCCUAUCUCUCCUCCGGGAUCUCAGAGCAGAGCACAAUCCUAUCAUAGCACAUCUGGCCGCGCCUACACUCGAGGAGAUGGAUUGUGGAUAUCCUUCUCUGAUGGAUUGCGACCGCUGGAAGGGACUCCCUGAAGAGUUCAUCCACCGCUGGAAACAUCUACGUACGCCGCCUAUUCCACACCAUAUCCGCCUGCUCCGCCUCCUCUGCUCGUUCGAACCCAUUUCCUUGUUCUUUCAAGCAGUCCGCUGCACAGCAGACCGUCUGCUCGGCAAAAUGUACAUAUCCUUGUCAACCGUAGAUAUCCUAUAGAGACUGGCUGCUUUUGCU